This is a messenger RNA of Staurois parvus, 309 nucleotides long. The record is from the annotation of a GenBank genome assembly. NCBI's taxonomy places the organism in Eukaryota, Metazoa, Chordata, Amphibia, Anura, Ranidae.
UCACUUUUUGUCAUUUUCAAAUUUGCUGCAGUUUCCUUCCCCCAUAUGUCCCGAUGCUCGCAGGGGACGGAACCCAGAAGACAGAUGCCGGCAUCCGCCGGAGGACAUUACAGGGGACACUGCAGGGGGGACAUCGCGGGAGCGCAGGACAAGGUAAGUGAUCGAGGGAUCCCGGAGCAACGCUGCAAUGUAUUCCCAAGUGUAGCUCGGGGUUACCGCUUGUGGUGCUGAAACUUUACCCCGAGCUACACUCGGGAAUACCGCCAGGGAGAUUAAAGUUCCACUCACCUUGUCCUGUGGUCCCGCGAU